Messenger RNA from Cyprinus carpio (common carp), 8543 nucleotides. Its product is annotated as MAM domain-containing glycosylphosphatidylinositol anchor protein 1-like. Gene Ontology annotation, cellular component: plasma membrane. Gene Ontology annotation, biological process: homophilic cell-cell adhesion. The coding region runs from base 833 to 3700 and encodes 955 amino acids. The record is from RefSeq and is a predicted model, not a curated record. Lineage: Eukaryota; Metazoa; Chordata; Actinopteri; Cypriniformes; Cyprinidae. Gene Ontology annotation, molecular function: protein binding. The transcript is spliced from 18 exons.
AGCGCUCUCUGGAAUUAUAAUUAGCUCAAACACGCCACCUAUCGGUCAAGAGCAUCAGCGCGCUUUAGUUCAAAAAGUGUUCGCACCAUCAGUGACGCCAGACACCGAGAAACUGAUGGAAGGGGAGAUGGAGUAGAAAGCGGGAGGAGGAGAGAGGGGAUUAAAGAGGAGGGUGGCAGAGACAUUGUGAGGUUUUUUUUCUUCCUCUUUCUUAUUUAAUUGGUCCUCCGGGAUCCGGGGCGAGUCCUCCGUUCGCAGCCGCUCCGCUUUAAUUGGCUGGAGAUUCCACCAAAAUACUAUUGGAAAAAGCCGAGAGUUUACACAGUUUAGACCCCGGUCCCUUCUGAUAAACCCAGUCAUUACCGAGACCAGAGCUGGACAAGCUUUACGCAGAGGCUCUCCAGAAGCGAGACGCGCAUCACCCAGAGCGCGCAUCUGCACACUCUCCAUCCGCCCCACUCUUGAGAGAGACAUCGAUGAGCACGCAUCUGAUAGAAGGACACCACAGCUCAAGAGUUUCAACCAGUCACUCACAGAGAUCGCAUCGCAUCGGACUGCUGCUCUCCACGAUCUCGCCGACUGGAUAUGUGCACGCGUGCCGCCUUCAACAGUUUCACAUCAGUUGAAGUUGCCUGGAAGAAUGUGUUGGAAUUUUCUCUUCAUUUUCUGGACGGAGAGACAUCGGUGCGCUCCUGCUGAACGCGCAACAAACUAAACACCUGGAACUCUGUUCUGCUGAAAGUCGUUCUUUUCUAAGGGAAUUAUUUCGAAAGGCAGCGAUCUACAGGCUGAACCCCAACAAAGAAAAGGUAAUGAGGGAUCGCACCUGAAGAUGGAGCUUUUCUGGAUUUUAUUAUUUUCUGUAUUCCAUCGCUACGUGCGAACGCAAGGAGUUUACGCUCCUGCGAAUGCUCAGAUUGUCCAUUCUGGGCAGACAUGUGUGGUGAAGGAGGACAACAUCAGUGAAAGGAUCUACACCAUCAGAGAGGGGGACACGUUAGUUCUGCAGUGUCUGGUCAAAGGACACCCGCGGCCUCAGGUGCGGUGGACAAAGACAGCAGGCAGCGCUUCUGACAAGUUCCAAGAGACGUCCAUCUUCAAUGAGACUCUACGGAUCCCCAACAUCCAGAGAGUGCAGGGCGGCCGCUACUACUGCAAAGCUGAGAACGGGGUGGGGGUGGCUGCCAUCAAGUCCAUUCGCGUAGAUGUGCAGUAUCUGGAUAAACCUGUGCUCACGGUGCACCAGACGGUGGGUGAUGUACGAGGGAACUACUAUCAGGAGAAAACAGUGUUUUUACGCUGUACGGUAAACUCUAACCCUCCUGCUCGCUUUAUCUGGAAACGAGGAAAUAAACCAAUCGAACAGAGCAAAGACAACGGCGUGGAUAUCUACGAGCCUCUGUACACACAGGGUGAGACCAAGGUGCUGAAACUGAAAAACCUCCGUCCACAGGACUUUGCUAAUUACACCUGUCAGGUGUCCGUGCGGAACGUUUGUGAUAUUCCAGACAGCUCUGUCACCUUUCGUCUUACCAACACCACCACACCCCCUGCUCUAAAGCUGUCUGUAAAUGAGACGUACAUGGUGGACCCAGGCCAAGACGUCACGCUGUCAUGUGAGGUAACAGCAGGGUUCCCCACACCUACAGUCAGCUGGUCCCGGUACCCUGGGUCCCUCCCUCAGCGCUCCGUGAUCCGAGGCGGGUCCCUCACUCUCCGGUCCGUCACACCCGCUGAUGCCGGCGUCUACAACUGCACAGCCGUCAACAAUGUGGGAAACCCUGCGAGAAGAACCGUCAACCUCAUUGUGAGAACCAUGAAGAACUUAACAUUCCAGAUCACGCCGGACUCCAACAAAGACGGUGAGAGCAUACAGAUGGGUCGAGACCUUAAACUUUCCUGCCACGUUGACGCCCAGCCUCAGGACAAGGUGAACUACACCUGGUACAAGAAUGGAGCGCUCAUCUACCCCACCGACAGCCUCAUCGUGCUGCGCAGUGACCCAGACAUGCCACCCGGUACCAGCAGCCUGGAAAUCGUGGACAUGAAGUUCAGAGAUCAGGCCACCUACAGCUGCGUAGCAAACUUCCCCGGGAGCAGCGUUCCUGAACUGCGAGUGGACGUGAACAUCACGCAGAGCAGCGUCAUUCCUCCUGUUCUGAGUGUGCCAGUUGGAGGGGGUGUGGUCAAUGUCAGUGAGGGCGGUACCGCAGAGCUUGUGUGUUUGGUCGAUGGUAAGCCCCGCCCACCUGUUCUUUGGUCUCGUGCAAACAAGGACCUGCCCAUGCCAUCGGGGGAUUGGGUGUUGGAAACACGUGAUGGCCGUUUGCGUCUGACCAAUGUGACGCGGGACAUGAUGGGAGCAUACCGGUGCCAAACCGCUCCUUACAACGGCCUAAACAUCAAACGGCGACAGGGUCAGGUGCAGCUCAAUGUGGAGUACCCUCCUGUUGUGGAUCCAGUCCUGCUAGAUGUCCGUUCUCAAACGCUUUCGACAGUCAAUCUCCGAUGCCUGGUUCUCAAGUCCAAUCCAAACCGGAUAGCCAGUGCCCGCUGGUACCGUAAUGGGAUGCCCAUCCGAACUCCACCAGUGGACCCUCAAAGUGUCCCUCAGCUCCGGUUCAAACUAGACACCACUAAUAAUGGCACUUACGAGUGCAGAGUGAGCAAUGGAGUCGGUACCUCAACCUGCACCUUCAUUGUGUCUGCUCAGCCGUAUAAUGCAGAGUUUUACUACGACACUCCAAACCCCAUUCGCACCCUGAAGAACAAUUAUUCCUACAUCUUGCAGUGGACACAGAAAGAGCCCAGCGCUGUGGACAAAAUCAUCGGUUACUGGAUCAAUGUCCAACAGGUAAAGCAAACAGUUUUGUCCAAACAGAUCACCACUAAAGAGCCGUUGAAAGGUGUGCUCAUGUCCUACACGCUGACGGACUUGCGUAUUCCCCUGUCGUAUGAGGUCAGCCUCACUCCCAUUACCAGCUACGGCACUGGAAACACGGUCACGCGCACCAUCCAGUACUCAGAGCCCUACACUUACCCAAGACCUUCAGAUCAUGUGUGUGGGUUUGAGGACUUUAGGAUAUGUGGGUUCAGUCAAGACCGCAGCGAUAUGUUUGACUGGACCAGACAGAACCAUCUCACACAGAACCCCAAACGGUCGGUUAAUACAGGGCCGGAUACGGACAGGAGUGGGACAAAAGAAGGUUACUACAUGUACAUUGAGACAUCGCGGCCGCGCCAGGCAGGGGAUAGAGCGCGUCUUCUCUCUCCAUUGUAUAACGUUACGGCAGCCCGAGGACCAACGGGGACCACCAGAACCCCCUACUGUGUCUCCUUCUACUACCACAUGAACGGAAAACAUAUUGGUACACUCAAUGUUCUCAUGAGGGUGAAGAGCAUCGCCACUGUGGAUUCUGCCAUCUGGUCUCUCUCCGGACACCAGGGGCCUGAAUGGAGAAAGGCGGAUGCUGAGAUCUAUCCGAGCGGACCCUUCCAGGUGGUGUUCGAAGGUAUCCGUGGAAACGGCUAUGAGGGAGACAUCGCUAUCGAUGACGUUUCUGUUUCCAAGGGGAAAUGCAAACAAAAGGAUAGCGUGGACAAAACAGCAGUUCUGUCUGGGACACACCAGAGUCUUCACCUUCUUCCUGUGAUCGUCCAGCUGCUCUGCACCAUCUGUCUGACAUUCCUCCUCAGAUGAUACAGAUACCCCUCAGCACACACACCACCAGUGAAGGACACCACCUAUGGCAGCAAUAAGAACUGCCCCAAAACAUGACCACCCUUCCUGCUACUGCGUCCUCCAUUUCCUCCUGUUUCUCAUUCCCUUUGUCCCAGCUGCACACCUCCUCUUACCAAUCGAGUCUACUGUUCCUUUGGUUUCUCUUCAUCUUUGUGGUCACUUGUUGAGCUUAUAUCUGCUAAGUGGCACAUUUUAUGUUUUAUGUAAGUGUUAAUUUUGUACAUGUCUGUCCAUAUGUCUUGACAUCUUCAUCUUAAUCACCCAUGUAUGUAUCUGACACACCAAAGUGUCAAUUAUAACCAAAGAUGACGGAGGGCUUACAGGAUGAACAGACGGCUGAAAGAGCAACAAGGACGUCCUUUCCCCAAAUCAACUACUCUUUCCACAGACGCAAGUGCAUGGAGAUGUGAUUUUCUUAAGACAUUAAGAUUGCAAGGAAUAACUUGAGCUGGAACGGAUGAGUGAAUCAGGUGGUCAUGAAGUUACUGAUGACCUGAAUAGACCUGUACAUGCACGUGUACAUUUUAUAUUGGAAAGUAUUAAGCUGCAGAAAGGACAAACGGACUCCAACUGCGACUUCUAGGACUAUGACAAUGUGAAACUAAAGAAGCACAAAUUUAUAUCUUUUUUUUUUUUGUAGUUAUUUUGGUUCCUUUACUUGGUAUCCCAUCAGUCUUGGUUUGUUGUACACUUCUUGUCCUUUGGCUUUCUUUACCAGAAACCGUGUGCCACUGCUGCAUUACCGCUCAGUUCGUUCGAUUCCAAAAAUGACACAAUGUGAACUUUGGACCGGAAGAGCAUCAGUUACCUCACCCUCAAUCUACAAGAACCAUAAAGCACCUGGACAACUUAUGAGAACGAUCACUAUUAGCUUCAAUAAAACUGCCGGGAGAGUGUUGACUCACUGGGUCAGUCGUUCUCGUUCAGCAAUAGGACCGUACCUCUGACUGCAAUGAACAUGAUUUGGGAACAGACUCCAACAGAUGAACGACUCUAGACAGACAAACUCCACUCUUGACUUUGGUGAUCAAGAAUGUCAUUUUGCAUAGUGUUAGAGAGAAAUCGCAUGUGCGUGCAAGCUCUUCAAUGGGACAUUUUUUUUUUUUUUUUUGGAAGUUUUGAGAUGGCAAACAAACAGUGUUGACAUGAAAAGCUGACCUUGUUCCCCAUUAAAGCAUCCUAUAGUAAUGCUGUAUUCCAUUUACAUUGUAAAGUUGGAAUUUCCAGCUUCCUACUUGGAAAAUUGCAAUAGAAUGCCACUUAAAGUCACUUGAGCUUAAAUCUUUUUGGUGAGAUGCACUUUUAAGCAAAUAAAAUACAUCAAUAGGUCAAAGUUCUUACAUUAAAUGAUAAUAAAACAUGUUUAGCAAAUGUCUGCAGAUAAAUGAUCCUCUAAGAUGAUAACCAUACACCUGCAGAACAAAUGCUAAUACUGUGGUGCAUCGUUUAUGCUCAAAUUUGGCGGCUAGGGACUUCUUUGUUGACAAUCAAGAUCUGUACAGCAAACAGUAGCAUUGCCAUUUUAUUUUCUUAUAUAUCAUCUUCCAAACUUUAGAGAGGAGAACGCCUUAACGCUUGGAAGUCAGAGAUACCAAGUAGGAAUAUCCCACAUUUGACUUUGAAUGGAACGCAGCAUAAAUCACAGAUGGCUAUGGUUUAAGAUUCAGAUGCAAUAUGUUAUGAAUGAUUUUACUUUCAAAAGAUUUGAUAUGUACUCUAUCCUCCCUGGAACUCGUUUUAAAAAAAACUUGUCGCAUCAAGUUAAAUAACAUUUAAGCACAUGGUUAGAUUUCAGUAGCAAUAUGUGAUUGUCAGAUGUGUAAGCAAACCAGGACUGUGUGUGUUCGAUCCUUUCCAAAAGCUCGAGUAUGUUUCAUCACAUCUAUCAUUACUGCAAGGGAAGGGCAGCCACAGAAGAAUAAGAGCAUAUGACGAAAAGAAGGAACCAUUUGUGCCUCUGUUUGAGUGUCCUUUAUUGGAUUUGCGUAUGCUUAGAUGUUAUGGUGCAAUUGUGUAUACAGUAUAUAUUUCAACUGCUUUGCUUUAGUAUUACUCAUACUUGUAGUUCCACCCACAAUGGAGCUUUAAGGUAAGUCUGUUUACAAACAUAAAAUGCUCAAAAUGAUUUUCCGGCUUGUAAUAUUUGCUCACGCUCAUAUUUAACCAGUUCAUAUUUAUCCUAAUGUGGUGUACGUCUGUCACUGUUGAAGAGAUUAUCAUAUGACUCGCUCCUCAGGUAAUUCCAUAGGUAACAGGGACAGGGCCUGGAGUAAUUCAACCCCAGUCCAGGUUCUCCUACAGUUAAAGACACUCCAGCGGCUGUAAUACUGUUCCUCAUGUAUGUUACCGUAAACGCUCUGAACUCUUGCACAAUGCCUUCACUACAUGUCAUGUAUAAUCAGCUAUAUUUUAUAAUCCAUGCUAAAUUUAGUAGGACCCACUACAGGACACGAGCGAUUAGAUUUAAUGCAAGAGGGAAAAUGAGAGCGAAAAAAUAAAUGGAGGGUUAUGUCAUUUUAUGUUGCAGGAUAGUGUGCGUUGAAAAUUAUGUAUUCCAAAUGUUUCCUUUUGUUUCUUUUAAGUAUUCCUACAUGUGCUUGGUGACAUCCCAGUAUUACCUAGAAGCCAUCAUCCUUGACUGUGACUGUGACUGUGUUAUUCUUUGGUUUUGUAUUCAAACCAUAUCUCAUUGUUUCAUUUAAAUGGAUCUGGUGUACAACUCUGCAUUUACAACUAUGGUUUGAGGCAAAGGGCGGGAUCUAAAUACUGUGCAAUAUAUGAUAAAGAUGACGUUUUAUCAUGCAAUUCAAUGUCAAUUUGUUAUAAGCUCAAAUAACAUAGAGAGUGCACCCUCACCCCGAUGAUGAGCAAAUGAAUGUGUAUGUUAAUUUAAUUAGAAUGUGAAAUCUUACUGGCCAGGAUUCUUUGCAUUGUAAAUGUGCAAAAUUCAGUGGAAUGGAUUUAAAUAUGGCAUGAUGUGUUAAAUGGAGAUGGAGGUGCUUUGCUUAAUAAUAUCAGCAUAGUAAAAUCAGCCAAAAUAUAUAAUAAAUGAACAAAGAAGAUCCAGGGAUACGUAGAAAUUGGCGAAUGAUGGCUGGAAAUUCCAUGCUGGCCAUAUUCACAUGACCGAAUACAACAGAGCAUGUGAAGUUUGAAUGCAUCUUUAAGAAUGUUAUUUUUGUUCUAAAAUGUUUGACAUUAAGAAACAUUCUGAAAGAGUUCAUCCUUAAAAAUUCUGUGGUUUGGUUAUUUUCCUUGUAUUUUUUGCCCCUCCUAAACACUUAGCAGCCAGUCUCAUUCUACGGUUAUACAUUUUUUUUUUUUUUUUUUUUAUACAGGACUGACAUCUGUAUUGUGUUGCUAUGUGAAUGUAGCCACUCUCUGAAGCCAUCAUCAGGCUAAGGGUUGAAGACAUCUUGUUGCAAUACUUAAUGUGGCAUUCACAUUUAGUAUAUAUAUAUUAAAAGAUCAGGGGCCAAUGAGACUUUACUAUUGAUUGAUAUGCUACCAAUGGGAAAUCAGUUUGUAACGUUUGACAUUGGUUUUUGUCACUUUUCAGACUCACUUGUGUGUUCAUCUACUACCAGUGACUUCUGAUGUAUGACUCAAAUAUGAUCAGAGCAUGAAGCAUAACAACACAUGUAGCAUUAUCUGUGUGAGUAGAGGUGGGAGUCUCUAGAAUGUACCAUGAGAAAGGCCAUUUCCUGUUCCUCCCGGAGGACGUCAGUAGAUUCCCAUUUGAAGCACUGGUGAAAGUUCACUAUACUGCCACGUGCGCUUCUAGCUACUAUGAUUACUGCGUUAUGCUUUAUCUGUUGAGAGUACAUGGGUGAACAUUCAGGUCAUUUAAUUCGAAAAUAAUGAGGAAAAAAUAGCAUACAGAUAAUUACGCCUGUUUUAGAUUUUUAUAGCUUAAUUAUUAUUAUUAUUAUUAUUAUUAUUAUUAUUAUUAUUAUUAUUAUUAUUAUUAUUAUUAUUAUUAUUAUUAUUAUUAUUAUUAUAUUUUGCAUUUUGACAUGUCCAUGAGACUUAAAAGCACUUUAUUUGUAUUUCAUUUUUUUUUCACUUUGUGUAUUUCUCAUUUUGCUUGAUAUUGACUGUGACUUUUUUAAUACAGUAAAAAUGAAUGAAAUACAACAACAAAAGUAUAACAAAGCACUAAUUAAAGGCAUGACAAUUUUAUUUUAUUUAUUUUUUUUAUAUAUUUUUUUUUUUGCAUUAAUGGGAAUGUAGUAGGGAAAUUUAAUUACUGUCAUAUAACAUAAGACUUUAUUUACUUUUUGAAUUUUGAAAUAUGAUCAGAACAUGUUUUUGGAUUUUUUUGUUAUUGAUUCACCUGUGCAUUUAAUAAAAUAUAACCACAAAUCCCUUGACCAAACCUGAAGAUCCAUCUGUGAAAUUCACCAAAACGCUCACAAAAUCAAUCCCUUGACUGCUGAAGAAUUUCGGUGGGUGUUGAAUUGAUCAUUAGUGGGCAUCACAGCUCUGAUUGGCUGUUCUGCCGUAUGCAAAGUGUUCAGACCAGAGAGAGGGAUUCUGUUUUUUUUUUCCUCUUUUUUUGUUGUUGUUUUUUUUCCGUUUGUAUGUAUAUUUGUUUGUUUGUUUUUAGAUAUACCGGUGCACAAGUGAGAGAGCAACUUGUAGUGCUGGAUGUUGUAUAUUCUCUGUCAUGUAAUGAACUAUUUUAGAGGAAAAAUAUAUUUGAAAUAUGACUUCAAGAUGUAUAAAUAAAUAACCAUGAAAUACCUGCAUUGUGUGUGGUUGUGUUCCUAAAACUUGCUCAACAGUACUGUCAUAAAUG